CAUUCCGCUCCAGCCAUACUCCGUGACGUGUCGCAAUGCUGCCUGGAGAGACUCAGCACACACACACGCACUGAAACACUCUUCCUGCACCGCAAGGGCAUAGAGCGCAUCCUAAUUUCACUCUGCUAUUGAUCACAAGGGCGAGAUCUUCCAACACUAGUCCUGUCGCAGACUGAAUCAGCUGCUGGUGGAUGAGCUGAACGUGUUGACUCUGUGCGGCUGGGACUGUUUUCGUGGAAUGAAGUGGUAAUACCCAGCAGGGAGGGGAAAAUCUGCAGAACUGUUAAAACCCAGGAGUGGCUCUAGCUUUGGAUUAAUACAGAACUGUUGAGCUAGGGCACACGUGACCAUCAUAUAUUCUCUUCUCUACAAUGAUGGGCCAGGAGGAAACUGAUUAUGGCAAUGUCUCUUAUGAAUAUAUGGAUUACGAGGACUUUGAGGAGAUGAAAGGAGAGACUUACACCCAGAAGGAAAUUCUGCAUAUUAUUUCCGUGGUCAUCUAUUCUUUAGCAUUUGUGAUUGGUGUAACUGGGAAUGGCAUUGUGAUCUGGGUCACUGCUUUCAAAAUCAAACGGACAGUUAACAGUGUGUGGCUGCAGAACCUUGCUAUUGCUGAUUUUGUGUUUGUCUUAUUCCUACCUUUCUCCAUUGAUUAUGUGCUGCGUGACUUUAAUUGGAUCUUUGGCUGGACAAUGUGCAAGCUGAACUCUUUUGUUUGUACAAUGAACAUGUACGCCAGUGUGUUGUUCCUUACUGUGAUCAGUCUGGACCGCUACAUUUCUCUCGUGCACCUCAGUUGGUACCAAACGUUCCAUACAGUGCCACGGGCCUGGGGUGUCUGUGUAUUGACCUGGGUCAUAGCCAUCUUCCUAAGCACUCCAGCUCUAAUAUUUAGAGAAACAGUAAACUAUCACCGAAAGGUUGUGUGUUUCAAUAACUUCCAGGGUGAGAACACACAUGAUACUAAGGUGAGACACAUUUCUUUGGUGACUCUCCGCACCAUAGUUGGCUUCCUCCUGCCGUUCCUCACCGUCAGUGUGACUGCCAUAUUAUUGUUUGGAAAGAUGAAGCAGUUUGACAAUAUACACUUCUCCAGCUUCUCCAAAAUGAUCUCAGCAGUUAUCGUGGCUUUCUUCCUGUGCUGGGCACCGUUCCAUAUCUUUAGCCUUAUGGAGCUCACUAUGCACUACUCACUCUCGCUGGGUCAUGUCCUGAGUGUAGGCUUCCCUCUGGCCACCAGCCUGGCUUUCUUCAACAGCUGCAUCAAUCCCAUACUGUAUGGGCUGUUCAAUAAGAAUGUGCGGACGAUUGUCAAGAGCUCCUGCAUGAGCCUCACUAAAAACUCACUGCGAGAGCUCAGCCACAACCUAUCUGUCACUGAGACAGUUUCGCUUGCACCCAGCUGCUCACCUGAAGAACCCACUACUCACACUUGUGUCUGAAGGACAAGCUCUAAAACAUCAGUAAACAAACCUGUUGACUUCUUUAACAUUUGUGAUAAUAUUUGUAUUUUACAUAUGUACAUGCUUUAGAAAUCUGAUCAUAUAGAAAAAAAUAUAAUUUUUUUUUAAUAUGUAAUCUAUUUUGCACAAGUUAAAAAUAUGUAAGGAACUUAACACUUAUAACUUCUCUUUUAUUUCAUAGAAGGCUAAUACCAGGGAGUUUUUAUAAUUUGCUUUCUUUAGAACAAGUCUUGUAUGGGUGCCAGAGUAUAAUGACAAUAAAUAUCGCCGUGUGGAAAA
This is a messenger RNA of Neoarius graeffei (lesser salmon catfish), 1742 nucleotides long. It is a transcript of the gene cmklr2, whose product is annotated as chemerin chemokine-like receptor 2. Gene Ontology annotation, biological process: phospholipase C-activating G protein-coupled receptor signaling pathway; chemotaxis; complement receptor mediated signaling pathway. Bases 372 to 1442 code for a protein of 356 amino acids. NCBI's taxonomy places the organism in Eukaryota, Metazoa, Chordata, Actinopteri, Siluriformes, Ariidae. Gene Ontology annotation, cellular component: plasma membrane. Gene Ontology annotation, molecular function: complement receptor activity; G protein-coupled receptor activity. The transcript is spliced from 3 exons. The record is from RefSeq and is a predicted model, not a curated record.